GUUUACAAUAUGCAUGCGCUGUAAAAUUGGAGUAAAUCAAUAUGGCGGAAAAUAGCCCCGGAUAAUAUUUUCUCAAAAUUUGAAGAAAUUGCGAUAUUGAUAGAGUAUCAGGAUGGCACAUCAACUUCAGUUAGAGAAGGAAAAAUACAGACAGUGGGUAAAGGCUGGUUUAGGACUUGGAUAUUUAAAGGAUGGACUGGUACCAUUCUGUAAUGACAUAGCUGACCAACAACAUAAGGAUAUCUUACAAAACAUUCGGUCUACAAAAUCACUACCAUCAACUGUGACGUGUGGCAGCUGUCAAGUUGAAACUCUCAAGCCAGACCAUAAACCAGUACCUGGGAAUGCUGGAAAGAAAGUUUGUCGUUUUGGGCAAGCAAAAUGCAGCUGUUGCUGUAAGGGAAAAAUUGCUUGUCCGAACAACAUAUGUGGCGCCAUCUAUGAUUUUAUUGUGCAGCAUCAUUCAUCCUCACCACCUGCACCUAACUGGAAAAACACCGAUGCUCAACAGUGGUCGACAGAUCCUUGGAGCAUUUGUAAGUGUUUUAUAAAUGCUCCAGGGUACGAGCAGAAACAAUCUGCUAGUGAAACUGAUUGUACUGGGUUAUUACAUCUAAUGAUAAAUAACCAGUAUUUUCAUAGCCACAUUGGAUGUGAUGUCACAAAAGCCAACAACUUUUUUUUAAAGGUACGUCAGUAUAGAAAUAAUAUUUUCCACUCAAGCAACAUGGAAUUAGAAGAAAGUGAGGCCAAUUCACAUAUUGACGAUAUGAUAGCAGUUUUACAAGAUGGUAAAGAGCUAUUACAACAACCAAAUGCCCAGAUAGCAGUGAAGAAACUUCAAGAUCUGAAGAACAAAGAUUUCAUUAUUACGACUGAAAGCUUUGAAGAAAUCCUGAGAGAAAUUAAGAAAGAAAUGGCAAAAGUUCUGAAAUCGACAGAAAGUGCUGCAACUAAAGAAGAAUAUGAUGAUCUGAAGAAGAAGCUAAUAGACCUUGAAGCCAAGAUGUCUGAUGAAAAGGAGGGAAAGCUGGAAAUUGAAAAAGAACUUAAAGGACUAAAGAAAACAAUGAAAGAACUUGAAUUCCAAAUGUCUCGGGAAACACUUGAGAAAGCCGAAUUGAAAAAGAAACUUGGAGUCUUGGAGACUCUUGUUUCAGAACAGAAAGAGGAGAUGGCAAAAAUUAAGACAGAAACUUCCUUCAGUCAAAGUCAGGCAGAUAAUGAGCAAACCAAGUUAGAAUGGCAGAAAGAGAUGAUAGCAUCAUACUGUAAGAAUUUGCUAAAAGUACCAGCAAUGCCUUUUACUACCACGAGGUCAGAAAUGAUAAACUUUCAGUGA
Molecule: messenger RNA, 1342 nt
Organism: Ruditapes philippinarum (Manila clam)
Lineage: Eukaryota; Metazoa; Mollusca; Bivalvia; Venerida; Veneridae
Exons: 6
Coding region: 113-1342 (409 amino acids)
Source: RefSeq, a predicted model, not a curated record